Messenger RNA from Laetiporus sulphureus 93-53, 709 nucleotides. RefSeq lists its product as uncharacterized. Bases 32 to 709 code for a protein of 225 amino acids. The record is from RefSeq and is a predicted model, not a curated record. The transcript is spliced from 2 exons. Lineage: Eukaryota; Fungi; Basidiomycota; Agaricomycetes; Polyporales; Laetiporaceae.
CCGCUUACUCUCGUCCAAAUCCCUCCGCACCAUGUCCACCACCGCCACCUCCAGCGCGCAGCUCCCCACCGACUCCUCCCUCCCCGGCGAGCACUUCGAGGUCCGCCAGACCUCCACCUCGGACGACUACCACCCGGAUCCCUCCAAGUCGCUCCCGCUCCCGCCCGCACGCCAGCGCCUGCUCGACGACAUCCUCGCACUCUACUCCUGCCAGCCCACGCGCGAGCGCGUCAUGCGCUAUACCCCCGACUGCGUGUACGAUGACCAGUUCGUGUAUGCGGAUGAUCGGUUCAAGAUGGCCGGCCAGUGGUUUGCGCUGCCGAAGCUGUUUAGGGAGAGCAGGAACGAAGGGUACCAGAUUGUCACGAACGACCCGCUGCUUAUCCAGUUCAAGAACGAGCAGACGUGGGUCUUCCCUGGGGGAAUCAAAUCUGCCACUAUCAACGCCCUCGUCUCGCUCUCCCUCGACCCCGCUACCGCAGACUCGGACUUUCCUCAGGUCAAAUAUCACAAGGACCAGGCCAAUGACAAAGAUUACUCACACACCGGCCCCGGCUUCGCAUUCAAGAAGUGGCAGGCUGACCGUGUCGCUGGCAUGAUGGACAGUGAGGACGUCCAGGCGUUCAAAGGCGAUGCGAAGGAAGAGUACCACGAGCCCGUGAGGACGUACAAGAGCGGGACGGAUGCAGCGCCGAAGAAGGAUUGGUGA